AAUACUCAGAGCUAAUACCUCAUAUAAAAGAAUAGUGUGUUUUUGCUCAUUUAGUUUCAAAAAGAGAACGAUCGUCGAACUAUAUAGAGUUAAUACGAGGAUCUAAAAGUUGAUUAAUUAUUCAAAUUUAUUGGGCCGAUUUGUCACAUCAUGGAAAAAUUGAAAGUAACACAAGAUUAUAGUUUGGUUGAAAAACAGAAGUUAAUUUACCAAUGGAAAAUAGUGGAGUUUAUUUCAUUGAUUCGUCUAUACAGCUAUUCUAAAGAGUCUAAUACUCUUCAAUCGAAUUUUCGAGAUCAUGUUGAAGAUUCCCAUGACCAUAAAAUUCGGUAUUUGAAAUUGAAUUUUAAUAGUAGAGAAUCAGCGAAUAAAGGAUGGAUAUCAAUAGCUUUAAGUCCAAACAUCAAAUAUUAUGCAGAAACUAAAUAUUCACUAUAUGUUUUGGAUAAUCUACAUAAAAAACAGUUUAUUCAAAUAUUUGAUAAAGUCUUAGUGAAAACAUCUGAAGAGUUUUGCAUUCCAAAAUUCGUUGAAAUAUCUAAAUUAUUAGAAAUGAAAGAUAAAUUUCUACCUAACAAUCAUUUAACAAUUGGUGUUGAAGUUACUGGAUUCAUCCGCACUAAUUCAGAUCGAAUUGAAAGUCAAUUUAAAACUCCAAGGAAUCAAAUAAUACGUGAAUUAAAAGAUAUUUUUGAGAGUAAGGCCGGUAGCGAUGUAGUUCUUCUCGUUGGUGACAAAAAAAUUAAAAUUCUUGCGCACAAGCUAAUUUUGACGACUUGCAGUCCAGUGUUUGCAGCUGAGUUCUCAUAUCAACUAAAAAUAAAAGGAGGAAAUGAAAUAACUAUUCCUGAUAUGGAUCCAGAAGUUUGUGAAAAAUUGUUGGAAUAUAUUUAUACUGAGAAUGUAACUGGUCUUGAUGAAAUUGCUGAGCGUUUAUAUGAACAAGCCAUUAAGCAUCAGCUUCCAGCUCUAAAGAAACUUUGUGAAGAUUCAUUUUGUAGGGGCGUGACAGUUGAAAAUGCUGUUAAAUAUCUUGUUCUGCUGGACCGCCAUCACGCUGAUAAAAAAUUUUUCGACUUUGUUCUAAAAUUCAUUGCCCGUAAUUCCAAAACUGUUAUUAAAACUCCCGAAUUCAAAGAAUUAGAAAAAAUAAAUCCAGGGUUGUUAACAACUAUAGUAACAAUGAUCGCCAGUAUCAAGUGAAUAGCAAGGUAUAGUCGAACUCUUUCACUAUUAAAAUAAAUGUCUUUACUUAGUUAUUCAUGAAAAAAUAAUUACCUAGGUUUUCUAUGUUUCAGAUCAACACACUUAUGUACA
Molecule: messenger RNA, 1317 nt
Organism: Cotesia glomerata
Lineage: Eukaryota; Metazoa; Arthropoda; Insecta; Hymenoptera; Braconidae
Product: speckle-type POZ protein-like
Exons: 3
Coding region: 151-1203 (350 amino acids)
Biological process (GO): regulation of proteolysis; proteasome-mediated ubiquitin-dependent protein catabolic process
Cellular component (GO): cytoplasm
Molecular function (GO): ubiquitin protein ligase binding
Source: RefSeq, a predicted model, not a curated record